Molecule: messenger RNA, 1793 nt
Organism: Corylus avellana
Lineage: Eukaryota; Viridiplantae; Streptophyta; Magnoliopsida; Fagales; Betulaceae
Product: UDP-glycosyltransferase 73E1
Molecular function (GO): UDP-glucosyltransferase activity
Source: RefSeq, a predicted model, not a curated record
UCUUGUUUAUCUUAUUUUCCAUUGCACACCGACCAGUCAAAAGAAGACACUUUUCUCUGUAAUACACUCUCCUCCCACUACUCUUCCCCGAUCCUCUUUCUUAGUUUAUCAAUCUCGUCUUCUAUAUAUAUCAGUGAUCAGUCCCCAAAGAGAAGGAAAGCUAAGCAAAACUAAACAUGCGAGGUGAGAUCUUUGUUGUUACUGGUUCUGGGCAGGGUCAUCUCCAUCCAUGCAUGGAGCUCUGCAACCAUUUUUCCUCCCGAGAUUUCCAUACUACCCUCGUCAUUCCCUCCGCUCUCUCUUCAUCCGUCCCUUCCUCUUUUUCUCAAAACCCACUCACCGGUAUUGCGCAAAUCGCCGCGUCUUCGGGCCCUCCCAUGCCCGGAUCCGACUCACUCCGCCAGCAGGGCGCCCAAGACCUCGAAGCCCUCCUCGCUGACCGCUCCAAACUUCCCGAUUUGCCCCCUCCUAUCUGCGCUGUCAUCGACUUUCAGAUGGGUUGGACCAAAGGGGUAUUCUGGAAAUUCGACAUCCCCGUCAUCAGCUUCUUUACGUUUGGAGCGGGCGCCGCCGCCAUGGAGUGGGGGGCGUGGAAGGCCCAGGCCGGUGAUGUCAAACCGGGCGAGGUCCGUUUAAUUCCCGGCUUACCUGAAGAGAUGGGUCUAACGUGUUCGGAUCUUAAACGACGAUCUGGGGGUCCACCACGUGGCGGUCCCCCUGGUUCUGGUCCGCACAGGCCGCCGGGUGGUGGAGGAGGGGGUCCGCCUAAGCCAGGUGACCGGCCACCGUGGGUCCCAGAAGUAGAGGGAUCGAUUGCGUUGAUGUUCAACACGUGUGACGAUCUGGAGCGUCCCUUCCUCGAAUACAUGACCAUUCAGAUGGAGAUGCCAGCGUGGGGAGUGGGCCCACUCUUGCCCGAGCAGUACUGGAAGUCGUCAGAUGCAUUAAUCCGCGACCGUGAGAUCAGACAGAAUUCCCGCCGAUCUAAUUACUCGGAGGAGGAGGUGAUCCAAUGGUUAGACUCGAAGCCACGUGGUUCUGUACUGUACGUAGCUUUCGGUAGUGAGGUGGGCCCCACUAUGGAGGAGUAUCCACAACUAGCCGGUGCGUUAGAACAGUCAACCCGACCAUUUAUCUGGGUCAUACAACGCGGGUCGGGUAUAUCCAAACCUCCUGGGGGUGGUGGCGGUGUUCAACCCGGAUCUUCCGAGGAAGGGUACUUUCCUGAUGGGUUGGAUAGUAAAGUGGGUGAUAGGGGUUUGAUAAUACGCGGAUGGGCACCACAACUGUUGAUACUGAGCCAUGCAUCAACGGGUGGAUUUUUAUCACAUUGCGGGUGGAACUCAACGGCGGAAGCGAUUGGGCGUGGGGUGCCCUUUUUGGCAUGGCCGAUAAGGGGAGACCAAUACUAUAACGCCACGUUGGUGGUGAGGCAUCUGAAGGUGGGGUAUAAGGUGGCUGAGGAUUUAUCGGGAAUGGUUAAAAAGGAGGAUAUUGUGAAAGGAGUCGAGAGGCUAAUGGGGGACGAAGACGUGCAUGAAAGGGCGGCAAGGCUUCGCGCCAAGUUUGAGAAUGGUUUUCCAGCGAGUUCGGAGGCUGCAUUGGAUGCUUUUGGUGAUUUUAUUAGCCAAAAGGAUAAAUAAGUAAAUCACUUUUUGUAUGUGAUUGUAAUGAAGUCUACCUUGUUCAAUAUCGUCCUUUAAUUUACUGUUUGACUGGUUGGUUUGUGCUUCGUGUCUUGUAAAUGACGAGGCUUAGCCUUUUUUAAUCAAUGGAUUAAUUGGCCUUUGACA